UGACAGUGGUUGGCCGUUGAGACUUGAGAGGGAUCCGCGAGAUCAACAUUAGUACAGCGAAUAUAACAGCCGACCGUUCGUUGUCGAAUCGAAUCGGAUCGAUCGGAGUAGGCGGGCAGCUGUGUAACUGUGCAUCGUAACGUACGGCAGUCGUUAUCUGACUGCAGUCAUGUCUGAGGACCUGAGCUCUCAACCUUGGUCUAUCAACAAGGAUGACUAUGAGCUACAGGAGGUGAUCGGGAGCGGAGCAACAGCUGUGGUCCAGGCAGCGUAUUGCAAACCCAGGAAGGAGAAAGUGGCCAUUAAACGCAUCAAUCUUGAGAAAUGCCAGACCAGCAUGGAUGAGCUCCUGAAAGAGAUCCAGGCAAUGAGCCAGUGCCAUCACCCAAAUAUUGUGUCUUAUUACACCUCCUUUGUGGUUAAGGAUGAGCUUUGGCUUGUCAUGAAGUUGCUCAGUGGUGGCUCAGUUCUUGAUUUUAUUAAGUACAUCAUUUCCAAAGGGGAACACAAAUCGGGUGUGAUGGAUGAGGCCAGCAUCGCCACCAUACUAAAAGAGGUGCUAGAGGGUCUGGAUUAUCUGCACAAAAAUGGUCAGAUUCACAGGGAUGUUAAGGCUGGAAAUAUUCUUUUAGGAGAGGACGGCUCUGUACAAAUUGCAGACUUUGGUGUUAGUGCCUUUUUAGCCACUGGGGGUGACAUGACUAGGAAUAAAGUGAGGAAGACAUUUGUAGGAACUCCCUGCUGGAUGGCCCCAGAGGUGAUGGAGCAGGUUAGGGGUUAUGAUUUCAAAGCUGAUAUCUGGAGUUUUGGGAUUACAGCUAUUGAACUGGCAACCGGGGCUGCUCCAUAUCAUAAAUACCCACCAAUGAAGGUUCUCAUGUUAACCCUGCAGAAUGACCCUCCUUGCCUAGAGACUGGAGUUACAGAUAAAGAGAUGGUCAAAAAGUAUGGGAAAUCCUUUCGGAAGAUGAUCUCCUUGUGCCUCCAGAAGGAUCCAGAGAAACGGCCAGCAGCUGCUGACCUUUUAAAAAACAAGUUCUUUACAAAAGCCAAGAACACUGAAUACUUGAAAGAAAAGUUGCUGGAGAGGGCACCAACAAUAGGAGAGAGAGCAAGGAAGGUGCGGAGGGUUCCGGGCUCCAGUGGGCGUCUCCAUAAGACCGAGGAUGGAGAAUGGGAAUGGAGUGAUGAUGAGCUAGACUUGGAAAGUGAGGAAGGCAAGGCUGCAGUGUCUGCAUUGCGGUCACCAAGGGUCAAAGAGGAAGCUGUGCAAACUGCCAAGAUCUUUUCAAGGAAUCCGCCAAGCUUCCUGCUGGCAACAACUGCAGGUCAGUCUGAAGUGCCACAAACUGCAGAUGAAACCUCCACGAUAUCGGUGUCUUGUCCAGGCUCCCAGGCUGUUGGUGCACCAACUGCAACAGCGCUGGACUUGGCCAAGACCAUCAGCCUAGUCCUAAGACUAAGGAAUACAAAGAAAGAGCUAAAUGAUAUCAGAUUUGAGUUCAUGCCAGGGAGAGACACCGCUGAUGGAGUGUCUCAGGAACUUGUGUCUGCAGGCCUGGUGGAUGGGAGAGACUUAGUCAUUGUUGCAGCCAAUUUGCAGAAAAUUGUUGAUGAUCCUCAAACCCACAGAAAUGUCACUUUCAAGCUGGCAUCAGGAGUGGACAGCUCUGAAAUUCCAGACGAUGUUAAACUCAUGGGAUUUGCUCAGCUGAGUAUAAGUUAAAACGUAGUAUUAUCAGCAACUGGAAAACACAGACUUCUCCGCACAAGAGUGCAUUGUAAAUGCUUUCAUUGGCCUAAAGAAACCACUACUGCCAAAGGGAUGGAAGGAACCUGACACCACAUAGGAUGAACAAAUGGUUGAAUAGGACUGCAGCUGAGUUCAUAGGAGCGCACCUCAGAUGUUUACAGUAUUCAUGUAUGUUAUCUUCUGUUGCUUUAAACAUUUGCACAAUCUGAACCAACUUCGUCUACUGGUAGAUGUCAAAAGAAUGCCUUAUUUUCGAUAGUACUACUGAAUUUACAACUUUAGGUAGAUUGUAGCUGUGGAUCUCAUCUGUGAAAUGAAUGAGUGACUGUGAGUGCUGUGUAUGUCGAUGGAGAAUGCUCCGGGGAGGAUUGUCAUUCAAAAGCAUUUAAAAGACUCGCACACAGUGCAUGUUGACACACUUAUAAAGUUAGCUGUUCAAUAACCACUCAGCAAAGUGGUUAGUCAUAUUGUAGUGAUCAAGUUCAUCUUAGUUUUACACAUUAUCCAGUUAAUAUGGUUAGCCAUCAGUCCUAAAACUCCCUCAGAACAUUGUGUUGAGACACACCUGUGCAUCGCACCUUACAGUUAAAUGACACACAUUAUAGCUGCUCUCACUAUAGGGCUGCAUUACCAUCCUUCUGCAUGGGCUAACGCCAAACUGCAUGAAAGAUUUUGACUUAUAAAAGAUAGGCUGACCAUUUUGCACUGAAUUGCAUUUUAAUAUGUGAAAACAAAAGUUGCAAGUGAUGUACAUGGAAUAUGGUAAUGAGCUUGUCUCGUCAAGAAGAUGAUUGACAAUGAUUUUGUGUUUAUUAAAUGGAUUUCUCCCUAUAGAUGAUGUACAGUAUAUGCUGAUCUUUCAAAGUUUCUCUAGAAAUUAGUAUAUAUUGGGAAAUAAUUUAAGCAAUUUUGUGGGUCGAGCAUAUUGUUAGAAUUUUUAUUUAUAUGCAUUAGGAAAUGGUGGCAGCUGUUUGGAUAGUGUUACAUAGAUAGAUUUGCCAUUUUUGCAGAAAUUAACAGUGCUUGCAAGGCAGCGAAAAAAAAAGUUUUUUAAUGCAUUUAUUUCUAAAAGGAGAAUAAAGCCAGUUUAAUGCAUACAAGUUACUAUCUUCAUUGAAUUCUGUAAAUUAUUUGUCAAUGGGGCAUUUCAAAACUUUAAACUUAAACUAAAGUGUAAUAGUAGCACCACUGGCAUCACCAAAUGGAAUUGGAAAACAUUUGAGCUGUUUUAAAAAAUAAAUUCCAAAAAACUCCCGCAGUGUUUCAUUGUAUGUACAAAUAGAUAGUCUUGUCCCAAACUCACACCACUGGUUGAGCCAGUAAUGCCAUUUUGGGCUGGACAGGCCAUCCAGACAAACAGGGAAAUGAUUUAAGAGCAUUACAGUGCUAGACUUUUAAGUGAACAUACAUUGGGCUUAAAGUUGACAGCAUAUUAAGCUGGGGUACAAAAGUCUUUCAACAUUAAAGAAAUUUAAAGCUGAAGUAAUUUUUUAAAGGGAUAGUUCACCCAAAAAUGAAAAUAUUCUCAUUUACUCACCCUCAUGCAAUCCCAGAUGUGUAUGACUUUCUUUCUUCUUUAGAAGGAUAUCCCAGCUCUGUCGGUCCAUACAAUGCAAGUGAAUGGUGACCACACCUUUCAAGCUCCAAAAAAGCUCAUAAAGGCAGCAUAAAAGUAAUCACAAGACUCCAGUGGUUAAAUCUUUGUCUUCAGAAGCCAUAUAAUAGGUGUGGAUGGGAAACAGAUCAAUAUUUUGUUUUUUACCAUAAAUCUCCACUUUCAUUUUUACAUUCUGAAAGUAAAAGUGGAGAUUUAUGUAAAAAAAAAUAGAAAAAAAAAACUUUUUUAAAAUAUUGAUCAGUUUCUCACCCAAAGUGACUGCAUCACUUUAGAAGACUUAUAUAAAACAACUAGAGUCAUGGAUUUUCAGAUGGAGCUUCAAAGUUUUGGCCACAAAUCACUUGCAUUGAGAGGACAUACAGAUCAGAGAUAUUCUUCUAAAAAUCUUUGUUUGUGAUGGAUUUGAAUACAGUGCUCGCCUUGCAAGCAUUGUGAAAAUGUGUUAAAGGUUUGUGAAGCAGUUUCCCCCUCUGUCCAGGGCUUUAGUUACUGGCCUGCAAGAAACAAAUGAAAAAAGGGACUUCAGUGACCAUCUUGUCUCUAAGUGUGUUGUCAUCAAGUUAUUGGCAAUAGGAUUCGCUAAGUUUGAAAUUGUUGCCCUGUUUGUGUCUGUAAAUAUUUAAGUCCAUUUCACCUUCCUACUUUAUAUCAUCUUUCUCAGCUGUAGACAGAUGUCUGAUUCCAAGAGUGUGUUAUAUAUAUAUAUAUAUAUAUAUAUAUAUACACUCACCUAAAGGAUUAUUAGGAACACCUGUUCAAUUUCUCACUAAUGCAAUUAUCUAAUCAACCAAUCACAUGGCAGUUGCUUCCAUGCAUUUAGGGGUGUGGUCCUGGUCAAGACAAUCUCCUGAACUCCAAACUGAAUGUCAGAAUAGGAAAGAAAGGUGAAUUAAGCAAUUUUGAGCGUGGCAUGGUUGUUGGUGCCAGACGGGCCGGUCUGAGUAUUUCACAAUCUGCUCAGUUACUGGGAUUUUCACGCACAACCAUUUCUAGGGUUUACAAAGAAUGGUAUGAAAAGGGAAAAAUAUCCAGUAUGCGGCAGUCCUGUGGGCAAAAAUGCCUUGUUGAUGCUAGAGGUCAGAGGAGAAUGGGCCGACUGAUUCAAGCUGAUAGAAGAGCAACUUUGCCUGAAAUAACCACUCGUUACAACCGAGGUAUGCAGCAAAGCAUUUGUGAAGCCACAACACACACAACCUUGAGGCGGAUGGGCUACAACAGCAGAAGACCCCACCGGGUACCACUCAUCUCCACUACAAAUAGGAAAAAGAGACUACAAUUGGCAAGAGCUCACCAAAAUUGGACAGUUGAAAACUGGAAAAAUGUUGCCUGGUCUGAUGAGUCUCGAUUUCUGUUGAGACAUUCAGAUGGUAGAGUCAGAAUUUGGCAUAAACAGAAUGAGAACAUGGAUCCAUCAUGCCUUGUUACCACUGUGCAGGCUGCUGGUGGUGGUGUAAUGGUGUGGGGGAUGUUUUCUUGGCACACUUUAGGCCCCUUAGUGCCAAAUGGGCAUCGUUUAAAUGCCACGGCCUACCUGGGCAUUGUUUCUGACCAUGUCCAUCCCUUUAUGGCCACCAUGUACCCAUCCUCUGAUGGCUACUUCCAGCAGGAUAAUGCACCAUGUCACAAAGCUCGAAUCAUUUCAAAUUGGUUUCUUGAACAUGACAAUGAGUUCACUGUACUAAAAUGGCCCUCACAGUCACCAGAUCUCAACCCAAUAGAGCAUCUUUGGGAUGUGGUGGAACAGGAGCUUCGUGCCCUGGAUGUGCAUCCCACAAAUCUCCAUCAACUGCAAGAUGCUAUCCUAUCAAU
Xyrauchen texanus (razorback sucker) is the source of this 5180-nucleotide messenger RNA. Its product is annotated as serine/threonine-protein kinase OSR1-like. Gene Ontology annotation, molecular function: protein serine/threonine kinase activity; ATP binding. Gene Ontology annotation, biological process: protein phosphorylation. The coding region runs from base 170 to 1726 and encodes 518 amino acids. The transcript is spliced from 18 exons. The record is from RefSeq and is a predicted model, not a curated record. NCBI's taxonomy places the organism in Eukaryota, Metazoa, Chordata, Actinopteri, Cypriniformes, Catostomidae.